Molecule: messenger RNA, 1803 nt
Organism: Rotaria socialis
Lineage: Eukaryota; Metazoa; Rotifera; Eurotatoria; Philodinida; Philodinidae
Source: the annotation of a GenBank genome assembly
AUGGCUGCUGUUUUAAACAGUACACCAGUAUCAAAUUCAAUCGUAAUAUCCACUCGUUUUACAGAUGAAUAUGAUCUUAAAGAAGAACUUGGCAAAGGUGCAUUUUCCAUUGUACGUCGUUGUAUUCAAAAAAGUUCCGCACAAGAAUUUGCUGCAAAAAUUAUUAAUACCAAAAAAUUAUCCAGUCGAGAUCAUCAGAAACUCGAUCGAGAAGCUCGUAUAUGUCGACAAUUGAAACAUCCAAAUAUUGUUCGCCUUCAUGAAAGUAUCUCAGAAGAAGGCUUUCAUUAUCUUGUAUUUGAUCUAGUUACUGGCGGAGAACUAUUUGAAGAUAUUGUAGCUAGAGAAUUUUAUAGUGAAGCUGAUGCCAGUCAUUGUAUUCAACAAGUUCUUGAAGCUGUACGACAUUGUCAUGAAAGUAAUAUUGUACAUAGAGAUUUAAAACCGGAAAAUCUUUUACUUGCAAGUAAAACAAAAGGAGCAGCUGUCAAACUUGCUGACUUUGGUCUUGCGAUUGAAGUAAAUGGUGAACAAACACAAUGGUAUGGUUUUGCUGGAACUCCUGGUUAUCUCAGUCCUGAAGUGCUCAAAAAAGAACCUUAUGGUAAACCAGUUGAUAUCUGGGCGUGUGGCGUGAUUCUUUACAUUCUUCUUGUUGGUUAUCCACCGUUUUGGGAUGAAGAUCAACAUCGAUUGUAUAAUCAAAUUAAAGCUGGAGCUUAUGACUAUCCAUCACCUGAAUGGGAUACGGUAACAAGUGAAGCAAAACGCUUAAUUGAUUCAAUGCUUAAUAUCAAUCCGAGCCGGCGUAUAAGUGCUACGGAUGCAUUAAAGCAUCCAUGGAUUUGCCAACGAGAACGUGUUGCCGGCACAAUCCAUCGACAAGAAACUGUAGAUUGCUUACGAAAAUUCAAUGCACGUCGAAAAUUAAAGGGAGCGAUUCUAUCGACGAUGUUCGUUAAUCGUACAUUGAUACCCAAUUCGACUGCAUUCGCUAAUGCUUCUGCGGGAGUUACUCAAACUCCGACUGAUGGAAAGAAAACAACGAUGGUUACAACCAGCGGUGCCGCUUCACCGGUUGCCAAUAUUGCUGUAUCGUCUGUGAUGUCAGCUUUGUCUAGUGGAGGUAAUCGUUCUCGGCCGGCCACUCAAAGUACGAACAGUGCUAUUAAAGAAUCUGCCGAUAGUAACAGUGCAACCAUUGAUGAUGUAAAUGAUGCCGAACGAGUCGAUCGAUUAAAAGAAAAAGCAAAAACAAGCUCUUCUGAAAAUCCUACAGGCGAAGAUAAUACUUCACCAUCAGGAUCAGCAGUUUCGCCUAUAGCUGUUUCUACACCAAUCGAUCUAAAUUCAGAAAUAACCAAAGUAACUGAACAACUAAUACAAGCUAUUGCUAAUAGCGAUUAUGACAUGUAUAAAUCAUUGUGCGAUUCGAAAAUUACCUGUUUCGAACCAGAAACAAUAGGCAAUCUUGUUGAAGGACUCGAUUUCCAUAAGUUCUAUUUUGAUACAGGGCGAUUUGCUCGCUCCGAUACAGUUUUGUCAGCGAAAGCAAGUAAACCAACAAUCAACUGUACGAUGUUAACACCAGUCGUACAUAUAUUAGGAGAUGAAGCAGCUUGCAUAGCCUAUGUUCUUCUCCUACAAUUUCUUGAUCGAAAUGGUCAACCACAAAGUGUACGAACCGAGGAAACUCGUAUAUGGCAUAAAAAAGAUUCACGUUGGCAAUGUGUUCAUUUCCAUCGUUCGGGUAUGCCUGUUGCUGCAGCUAUAAAAUCUUCUUUUGCUACUACAACAAUGUAA